AUGCCCGGCUCGUCGUCCCGCGCGUACUGCGUCUGCGAGGUUGCGGGUCGCCCCAACAAAUUCAAGACGCCGACAGUCGCGAAGGACGACGGCCCGAGGUGGGACUUCACGAUGCAGGUGGCCGACUGCACUGGCCAGGAGGACCUCACGUUCUGCGUAUACGACACGGACCAGAUGAGGGGCGACGACUUCUUGGGCGCAGCCGUGCUGCCAGCCAAGCGGUUCUUUCAUGAGGGCUUCGACGAGGAGUUGCCUCUUAGCAGCAUCGGCAGCGGCGCGGCCAUUAUCUUACACGUGCGCGUGACGCAGGCCGCCGGAGCCCCGAGGGCGGCGGCCGUGCCGUCGCAGAUGGGGCAGCCGCGCGCCGCAGGCUCCGUGUUCUCCGAGUUUUCGCUGCAGGCGCCGCUGAGCAUGCCGCAGCCACGCCCGUCCGAGGCUCCGGCGCAGCUUGGUGUGAGCAGGCGAGCAUCGCCGACAACCUGCAAAGUCACGAUUGUAUCUGCACGGGGCCUGCGUUGCGCAGACCUGAAGAUAUUCGGUGGAUCAUCCGAUCCGUACUGCAUCUGCGAGGUUGCUGGCCGUCCCAACAAGAUAUUCCAGACGCACGUGAUCAAGAAGAACGUCCGCCCGGAGUGGAAUUUCACGGCGGAGGUGGCGGACCUGACGAGCCAAGAUGAACUCUCGUUCAGCAUCUACGACUGGGACCGCAUAUCCAGAGAUGACAUGUUGGGCAGGGCCACGCUGCAUGCCUAUCAGUUCUUGCCGCAGGGCUUCGAUGGGGAGCUGCCGCUCGAGAACGCGGGAAAGGGCGUGUGCGCUUUCAUUCACAUUCGCGUCGAGCCGGUCCGAGCCCAGGUGGUGGAGCAGGACGCGUGCACAAGCAGGGCGCAGGCCAGCCGAGGCGUCAAGGAGAUUGCCCGGACGCGGUCGAGGCGGUUGGCGGUGGCGUCCGCGAGUGCUUUCGAUCUCGCCAUCACGACUUCGAGGCGCACUCCCAGAGGAGGCUGCCCAGCGGCCCCCUGGUCGAGGCCGCUCCCGGGCAGGCCACCGAACGCGGCAACAGGAUAUCUUGCCAUACUUCGCCGCGGAGCGUUGCUGACCAGGGCAGCGGGAACGGCAGCGGGAAGCCUUCCAGGAC
This is a messenger RNA of Prorocentrum cordatum, 1138 nucleotides long. The record is from the annotation of a GenBank genome assembly. Lineage: Eukaryota; Dinophyceae; Prorocentrales; Prorocentraceae.